Stylophora pistillata is the source of this 2233-nucleotide messenger RNA. RefSeq lists its product as uncharacterized. Gene Ontology annotation, molecular function: RNA polymerase II cis-regulatory region sequence-specific DNA binding; DNA-binding transcription factor activity, RNA polymerase II-specific. Gene Ontology annotation, biological process: regulation of transcription by RNA polymerase II. The record is from RefSeq and is a predicted model, not a curated record. NCBI's taxonomy places the organism in Eukaryota, Metazoa, Cnidaria, Anthozoa, Scleractinia, Pocilloporidae.
GCGCCGGAAGUGUUAUGUGAUUGGUCCAACCCCCCAAACGCCCUCUGUACUGCAUGAUCUUCGUGCUGAUCUAAGUUCAAUCAUCAGAAAACGAUAACAAAAAUCCCCUACGCUUUUAGUCAUCAGCAGAGUUUUUACACGAUUAUCGGUGAGUCAUGUACGCUCUUCCUAUGUCUCCUCCUUCAACGCCUUCGUCGCCGUCUAAAGAGAUGGAAGAGGACACGAAUUCCGUGCAUUCGGAUGGUGAAGGUUGUCAAAGCGAAACGAGUGAGAAUGUCGACUUGGAUGCAGUUCAGUCUCUCCUUGCUAUGAGUCAAUGGUCGCCUCAUAUUCCAGAAAGGAAUACUCCGAGUCCUGACUCUGGGCUGUCUUCUAUAAGCAGAAAUUCGUCGAGCGCUUCGUUAAGUAGCGCGACUUCCGUUGAGGACGAACCAGAAAAGCAUGAAAACAACAGAGUUCAAGAAACAGCCGAGUUUGGAAUUCCUCGUGGCAACUCUGGACUUUGCUCUCCCACUUCGGGAAAUGUUACACUAGGCGCGAUUUCUACUACAGCUGCACCUUCAGCAACAAUGUCUACUUUGCCUUUAAAAGUUUUCCCAAACAGCGUAAAUAUGAAUCAAGUUCUGCUCGCAAAUGGCGGACCGAAUCUACCAGCUGGUGCUGUAGUUGUACUUUGCCCUGUAGCCACCACAAACGGAACUACCACGGGAGUAAGCAACAUUUCACAGUUACAGCAGAGAAAUUUUGUCGUCACUCAAGCAGGACUUCUUCCCCAAUUUCAAGGACAAAAUCAACAAGAAACCGAGAGUGGAAAGAAUCAGACCAGUCGUAGAAGAAAUCACGUUUGUUCGUUUGAAAACUGUGGCAAAACUUACUUUAAAAGUUCCCAUUUGAAAGCUCAUAUGAGGACGCACACAGGUGAGAAACCUUUUCCUUGCACUUGGGAAAACUGUGACAGACGCUUUGCAAGAUCUGAUGAACUUGCAAGACAUAGACGGACUCAUACUGGAGAAAAGCGUUUUGCUUGUCCCCUCUGUGGAAGGCGUUUUAUGAGGUCAGAUCAUUUGACGAAACAUGCAAGAAGACAUAUGACAGCCAAGAAAGUUCCGGGAUGGCAGUUGGAAAUGAAUAAACUGAACCAGGUUGCCACUAUGCAACAGCCAGCAUCUAAUGGCACACAACAGCCUCUGCAAAUAACAAGUAACUCUUUACCAAGUAUGGUAAUGCCAGUGUCAACUGUGAGUACAGCAACAUUACCCACUGGUACACAGUCAGUGCAUUCAUGAUUGCAUAACAGUUGAAGGUAGAGAGAGGAGGUGGCCUCUGACUGUGGGCUAUGUACCAUCCACAUAAGGAAACCACAAAGAUGGAUGCCAAGUCAAGUUUGGAUAGUGAAAUAAGUGAGGAGACUUCCUUUUAUCAAUAUAAUAAACAUUUGUACAAAAUUGAUGCAACUACGAUCAGUCUUUUUAAGAACAACCUGGUCACACCAAAGAUGACUUAAAUUUUGAACCAUGCAUAGGGAAAUUCGUCCUAAAUCUAAGUUAUGAUAGUUGUGUUAAUUUAGUCUGGUUAGCCUCCCAUGCAGGAUCAUGACAAUUAGGUAGUAUGUUUGUGAUGAUUUUGUUUUAUGUUUGUCGGAAAUCGAUUAAAAAGAAUGGAACUUGUCCAUUGACAUUAAGGGCCCUUAAAAGAUUUUUUUGGUUGGCAUGGCUGGUGCUGCUACAUAGAAGAGUUUAAUAUAUUUGCUGUAUAUAGGAAAACCAUUUUAUUUAGUUCUGCAGGUUGAGUUUUUGUGCAGGCUGUCCAUAUUGGCGUUAGUGAAGUAAAGAAAUAAAUGUAAAAUCAGCUAAUGAAGUAAUCAGUUUUAAAAAAGUUGAAGUUGCUCAAGGUUGUAUUUGAAAUGUAGGUUUUAAAUAUGUAACUGCCUUGAAAACUAUUAGGUAAGAUGUGUCCAUAAUUUCAUAUUAAGUAUUUAUUUUAGGUAAAGAAUAAAACCAACUGAUUUAACACAUUUACGACAAAAUUGGACUUACAUGUUGUGUACCCCUCAUUUUGAACUUUGCAGGAAUUUCAUACGUUUAAAUUAUUUCGGUCCCUUUCCAUUGAAGUAAAAUUGUACUUAACUACACAUAGGUACAUGUAAAAAAUAUGAAAAUUUAAGUUAUACUUUUUUUUUUAACACUCUUACGCCGAUACAAGUUGUAAAUAAACUGCCUUAUUGAAAGCAAGA